Molecule: messenger RNA, 6405 nt
Organism: Truncatella angustata
Lineage: Eukaryota; Fungi; Ascomycota; Sordariomycetes; Amphisphaeriales; Sporocadaceae
Product: ankyrin repeat-containing domain protein
Exons: 5
Coding region: 1-6405 (2134 amino acids)
Biological process (GO): proteolysis
Molecular function (GO): aspartic-type endopeptidase activity; protein binding
Source: RefSeq, a predicted model, not a curated record
AUGACGCAGCAAAGGAAAACUAUGUACGCACAGUCAAUCAGCACUGUCCAAGUUGAGCCUGAGCUGCUGCACGCACCACAACAGUCAAUCUUGAUAGAAGUGACGAGCGAAAAGACAAGGCAUGAACUCACUGACAUUCAAAUUGCGGGCUUUUGCGGUAUUUGCAAUCCGAUCGGUGACACUAAUAUUGAAGCUAUUCACGCUCACGUGGCCGAAUUGGUGUCAACUGCAAAUCAAGCAUUCCGUCACUGGCAGAAGCGCAUUCGACUUGCGUCAGGAGCAUGUGCGGAGCUGGACCAUUCUCUUUCCAAGAUUCUCAAACAACUUUGUGUUGAUGCUCAUAGCCUCGGCUUACGAUGUUACGAGCUUGACAGCGGAGCGACAUUGUCAGCGUUCACGGAGACUCCACACUCAUGCGCCAAACCUCGAAGGCUUCAAGCAUGUAUUCGUGCACUUUCACAGAUUUCCCAGGAGACUCCGCCAAGCUUCGGUGGCCGCCAACCAACAGUCCUUUCACCAGAAACAAGAGAUAUAGUUUAUACCGAGCUGGUGGAACACAAAGUCUGGGUUGCAGCAGCUGGACGUGCAACAACUUUAGAAGAUGUCGCAAACCUGAUGUGUACCGAAUUGACUGACUCACCCGAACGUGAUGUACAGGACACGCCUUUGGUGGAGCAGUGGGCAUCAAUCCCGGGUUCUCUAUUGUGGAUUACAGGUUCCUUGAGAGCGGAGUUGGCUAUACAAGCCGCUUACACAAUUCGAUACAUAAGCCGACGUGCAAGUUCAGCUUCUGCUAUAUGCUAUGUCUUCUGCAAUCAAACUCGAAGUCCCGACGAAAUGACUUUGGAAUUACUGAGAGUGAUCAUUGGUCAGCUAGCACAACAGAAUACUCGCGUUUACGAGAUUCUCAAGGCGAGCGAGCACAAUCCCUUCCAGCGGACUUUCGAAGGACUGUGUUCCUUGAUGAGCGCAAUGCUACACUGUCUUGACCAUGUCGAUUUCGUGAUUGAAGGCCUUGGGAUUUCAGACACUAAUCCGCCCCGGGCGAUCAAUCGGCUAUUUUCAAUGAUACUGGAUGAUAUCUUUUCUCAGACCACAAGAUCCAGGAUAACCACUAUAAGUAUGCUUAUUUUAAGCUAUGAAAGUCCUAACGUACGAGGACAUUCCCAGUACCUCGAGGCAACAAUCAAUGGAAGUACGAAUGGAUUAACGGCGAGCACAUUGGACCCGAAUGUGGAGACUGAGAUGCAACCACCAGUACGAAUCAGGAUUAUCGGCCUCGAUCGAUUGGCAGAAGUCGCUCGAUUGCGUUGGAACCAAGUCACCCCAACCAAUACGAGUCAAGGGAUCAUAAUGGACUCUAUAAGGACACUUUCUCGGACCCUCGCCGAUAACAUCCACGCACGAAGUUUAAAACGCUUCACCGCUGCCUCGCAUGCAAUCGACCGUCUCUUAUCGCAUUUUCUCAUGGACAGCCGUGGCCCAUCAAACUUAUCAAGCUUAAUAGGGCAAAGUCGUGGUCAGGAUUCUCGUGUUGAUUUGUUACAUCCAAGUUUGGUGGAAUUUCUCUCAAUACAAGCCAAAGAGCCUUUGCUACCGCUUGGUGCGUAUUCAACCUCGGUGUCAUCUUCGUCAAUGGCCGUCUUUUGCCUUCGAUAUAUCUGCCAUUCUCAAUUUUCAGCCGAGUCGAAGAGAGGAUUUCGUGAAGAGAAGAGACGCGUAAGUUAUCGAGAUGAAGUAAAUCCCUUCUACCGCUAUGCAGCAAUUACCUGGCAGAAAUUAUCGGCAGACCAUUGGGAUGACUGUGAACUACAAACCGCUGCACGUCAGUUAUUUGAUACCGCGAACUCUUUCAACCUCCGACAAUGGGUAGUCGAAUAUGCUCAGGUAUGGUUUCCAUAUGAUGUUGGGUUUCAAGCCUUGUCGCAUAAGCCCUUGAUGGAGCUUGCUACUGCUCUAGCAGGACCUCAAGACCUACGUCUUCACGUUGCGGCAUCCAUGGGUCUCAGCUACAUGUGCGAACAACUUUCAAAUGGUGGCGCUGAUCUCAAUGCGACUUCUGUAUUUGGCACACCACUAUACGCGGCCCUGGCUGGCCCUGCUGCUUUAGUUGGCCCUUGGGUUCAUAUUGUUCAGGAGCACGCUCGCCUAGACAGAAUUGGAAGCACCAACCCACAUCAGCGUGCCACAAUUCGGAGUUUACUGGAUAGUGGCGCGCAAUGCAACAUAGAGUCUUCCACCAAGGACCAGACUAUAUCCACCGGUAUAGUCGCUUUGAUAACAUGCUCCAAGCUGAGAGAUGCCAACACAUUCUUUCGGAUAAUCAAAGAGCAAGCCGCAAUCGAUUCCACCUUCGCAACAUAUUUUCAACGGAGCUAUUUUCUAGAAAGCUUGAACUCCACACAUUCUACAAACAAGGAAGCUCGGAGCUAUUUGAAUGAGCUGUGCGAAGGUCUAGCUCAACAUACGAUCGCAAGUUAUGAACAAAGUCCUGCAUCGACAGUGGUUUACGAUCAAUUAUGGAAUUACACCUUGGCGAAUAAGCUUGAUUGGUUUGAAAAAAUUGACGGGCAACGUGUCGCCGAUAUUCUGGAUAUGAGCGAUGAAGAAUAUGAUACGUUCGUUACGACAAAAGCCAUCGAAGGCUUGAACGUAAUGCGUCUUGUGUCAAAAGACCCUCGCUUCAAUCCAAACAAAAUUGGUAAAGAUGGCCAUCCGCUGCUGUUGAAAGUGUUGGACCAGGGACUUGAACUAGUCAGGCUCAUUGUCGAGAAAGGAGCCGACCUUUCAGUAAGAGAUAAUGAUGGGUUAACAAUUGCCCAUUUAAGCGCGCAGCAAUGUAAGAAUGAUGUUCUGCGCUACGUCGUCGAGCAGGGGGCGGCUACAGGGCUCGUUCCUGUCAAGGAGGACGGCUCGGUCGGGAUUAAUUUGGCAGGGUGCAAUGUGUGGCAUUUUGCAGCAAAGAGUAGCAUGGAGACAUUAGAAACCUUGGUGGAGAUUGGUAUCCAAAAUGCGGAAGAAUUGUUCGUCACUUGCGGCCUUGGACAUACACCUUUAGCCGGUAUGUUACUAGGGCUUCAAGCUUCUCACCAGGCAUCCAAAUCAUCUACGAAUACACUCGAUGCUGUUAUUCAACUACUGCGCAAGAUCCACAUUCGGGAUCAUAGACUGUUUGAUGCGAACACACCUAUUAUACAUAAAGCUGCACAACUAGGAUCACAGCAACUCAUAGAGACACUGUUGGCUAUGGGCGCCAAAGUAUCUCUAGACUCUACCGGUUCAAGUCCCCUUCACGUUUGCCUCGUCGAGGCUGGGCAGCCGUACUUGCGCUACGUUCGAGACAUAUGUAUCGACCUACCUUUGCAAAAUGCAGCGGGAUACACGCCAAUUGAAACGUUGAUAUCGGCAAGAAUUAAAGGAACCGAGAACAUACCUUCAUAUGUUAACGACGCCUUGCUCUGUACUGCAACUAAGCAAAGCAGAGACUCGAAAGGACAGGGCCUGUGGGAAAGAACAUGCACCCAGCUGAUUCCUUGCUUCGUAUUGGUAAAAGGUUCGAUGCAUUCAGUAAUCGUUCCAUUUGUAUAUCAUCUCAUCGAACAUGGUGUCAUGCACGAGUAUGAGGCCACAUCGAAAGCUUCUGGGGUGAUGGUACUUCUCGAGGGUCUUUCUGAGGCUGAGACUGUCCCCGUAUGGUUGGCGCAGAUUAUAUGCCGUAUUCUUCAACGUACCAAACACGAAAAGUCUCUUACAGGUGGCCAGAAUGUCGCCACCUGUUUAAAGUGGGCGACAAGGAUCAACAAUUUCCAACUUGUUCAUCUGAUGCUUCGGCAUGGGGCACAUGUUCACGAAGAGGCAUCUAAGAUUUCGGCGUUGCAGGCAGCUUGUCUGAGUCCGAUUUGCAACUUAGCAAUGUUCAAUCUACUUCUCGAGAAUGCUGAUGUAACAAAGCUGAAUGAUCUAGGGCAGCAGGGGCUUGGCCUCGUACAUCUACUAACCCAGAAGGAUGUCAAGCAACGAGAAUCAAAAUUAAGGGCUUUACUAAGCAAGGGAGCUAAUCCAAAUCUUUGUUCCAAGUUUGGGCUGCCUGCACUAGUCAUGUAUAUAAUGGAAGACCAUUCGGCGUGCAUUGAUGUACUGCUUGAGUUCGGUGCAGACGUCAAUGCAAAAAAUCAGGAUGGAAAGGAUGCUGCUUUGAUGGCUGCAUCCCGCGGUAAUCUUCCUGUGUUGUGGAAGCUGUAUAACGAUAGCAGGCUAAAGGUCGACUGGCACGCAACUUGCUUUGCCACAUUCAAUGUGCGACGUCCCGAGGGCUUUAUCAAAUUGGAGUUUUCGGGUGCCAAUGCGCUGCACUUGGCUGCCCUCAAUUGCUCGCUCGAGGUCUUGGAAUUCUACCUGAAGAAUAGCCUAGUUGAGACUUUGGAACUUGCCACAUUUCCAGAUUAUUAUCGCCUGUUGCAUUUUGCUUCUCUGGGUGGUUCCAGUGCAACAAUCAAGAGUAUUGUGGAAUGGGGUGCAGAUAUAAAGACGCGCACGAGAGACGGCAGUUCGGCACUCAACAUUGCUGUACAAAUGAACCAUGCAGGAGCGGUCAAAACGCUUAUCGAUCUUGGGUCGCCGGUUGAGUCCUUUGACAACUUUCGCAACACACCACUGAUUUACGCCUUAAGAAUUGGUUCGAAGGAGGUCAUUGAUACGCUUCUAAAUUCUCGCCCACCGCACGGCAAGGACACGCCACUUCAAGACCCGGCAAGCUUCUCUCAAAAGAGGAUCAAGUAUCUCUCCGCUGCUCUUGAUACCGCUAUCAGGAGAUCGGACCUUCGAUUGUGCCGACUGUUAUUGACUGCGGGUUGUUCCUUCAAAACUCCCCUGCCUUCUUGUCACGGAUGCACACCCAUAAUGGCGGCAUUAGGGCAAGACCGCGCUGAUAUCGCGUUAUGGCUAUUAGAAGUUAUGGAAAAGGAAACGAAGCGAUCAGCAUUGGACGGCCAGUGCAACAAACACUAUGAAAACGGUACAACAUCCCUUGGGAUUGCUUGCAGUAUGCAAAACUGCGAGAAGGUUCUGCCCACGCUCCUCGAAACAUAUUCUGAAGCUGGCAUAAACUGGCUGCAAUGGCCACUUGGUCCGCUUCAUUUGUGUGCUGCGAAAAACAAGCCAAAGGCACUGCGCUUAAUUCUAGACUAUGUCGUGAAGAACGAAGUCUGCCUCAGGACACGGUUUCCCGAUCUUCCAAAGCAACUCGACAGAUGGGCCCUGAACCAGAUGAUCACUGCUUCAGAGCUUGGUGAACCAUACGAUGUGGGCCUCACGCCUCUGAAUGUUGCAAUUCAGAAGGAAUCUACCGACACGGCGAGACUGCUCCUGGAAGCUGGCGCUAAUCCCAAUCUCCAGGACUUAUAUAGGAACGCUCCUCUCCAUCUAGCAGUCGAGGUAGGGUGUCUUGAUAUUGUCAAAGAACUGAUCAAGCAUGGCGCUCAAACAGAACGUCAAAAUAGUGCAGGCUAUAGUCCCUUGAUGCUGGCUGUUGAAGAAGGCCUUCUCGACAUUGCAAAGGCCCUCAUUGAGGCUGGCGCCGAUACGUCGGUCUGUAACGCCAAUAGGAUGUCACUGCUCAACAUAGCAGGCGACUGGUCCGAAAACCCAGCAAUCUUUCAGUACCUACUUGGGUUUGGGCUCGACCCAUACAAAACAGACAGUUUUGAUUGUUUUCCACUCCAUGACGCGAUAUCCAACCCGGACCUUACAACAUACGUCGUCAACUCUGAUGUGGACUUCUAUCGGGCUUGUGAGCAUGACGUUCCCAGGAACCUUUUGUCCUCGGCGCUAGAACAUAGGGGAAUUCUCCCCAGACUGAUGCGUCGCAUCCCACCACAGUUCCUACCAGAUCGUCUUAUCAACGUACGGCCUGCACAAUACCAAAGUCCGUUGUGCCAUGCCGCGAGAAGAGGCGGCAUCGAAAAUGUGAAGAUUCUGAUCCAGUAUGGGGCAGACCUUGAGUUCGAGGGAUGUGAUGAGGGGACCGCUGUCAUGGCUGCGUCUCGAGCUGGCCAUCUUGAAGUGGUUCAGUACCUCGUGAGAGCAGGGGCCACUGUCUGCUACUUCAAGAAUGGGAUAAUACGAAGCGCCCUUACCGAGGGUAAAAGAUUUGAUGCCGUUGUACAGUGGCUGUUAGUUGGGCGAUGGAUGGACCAACCACAGAUUCCGCUACACGCCGACGAAAGUACCACAGACUCCAACACCAGGCUAUGGACUGGUGUCGUCAUGGCUGAGAUGGAACUUACAGGGGUAAGCAAUCAAUAUGGCCAUGCAUGGGACGAGACGAUGUUGGGAUAUCUGCAACGUCUGAACGAGCUGCGAUUGGACCUUCGGGGGAAGGUUGUUCAUUCAGUCAGAUGGCAUUAA